Chrysoperla carnea is the source of this 502-nucleotide messenger RNA. RefSeq names its product lysozyme-like. The record is from RefSeq and is a predicted model, not a curated record. Gene Ontology annotation, molecular function: lysozyme activity. Bases 11 to 442 code for a protein of 143 amino acids. The transcript is spliced from 3 exons. Lineage: Eukaryota; Metazoa; Arthropoda; Insecta; Neuroptera; Chrysopidae.
GUAUAACUUAAUGAAAUACGUAAUACUAUUAGUGACAAUAAUUAUUGUCUCUAACAAUAAUCUUGCAAACGGAAAAACAUUUAAAAAUGAAUGUGAACUUGCUAAAGAAUUACUGAAACAUGGAUUUCCGAAAAAUCAAUUAAACGAUUGGACAUGUUUGGUGCUUAGUGAAAGCAGUGGCGAUACAAAAAAAACGCAUAAAAAUAAUAAUGGCAGUACCGAUUAUGGACUAUUUCAAAUUAAUGAUCGUUAUUGGUGUGCACAUGGAAAAAAUGGUAAAGAUUGUAAUGUCAAUUGCAAUGAUUUGUUAAAAGAUGAUAUAACUUUAGCUGCAAAAUGUGCCAAAAAAGUAUAUGAUCGCCAUGGGUUUGAAGCAUGGUAUGGUUGGAAAAAUAAAUGUAAAAAUGGUAAAGCAAAAUCCGUUCAACAUUGCUUCAACUAAAUCAUAUUUUAAAUGGCUUGUAAAUUGUAAGCACCAAAUUCUAAAAUAAAUAUUGAUUAU